Molecule: messenger RNA, 1414 nt
Organism: Amblyraja radiata (thorny skate)
Lineage: Eukaryota; Metazoa; Chordata; Chondrichthyes; Rajiformes; Rajidae
Product: voltage-dependent anion-selective channel protein 2
Exons: 9
Coding region: 100-951 (283 amino acids)
Biological process (GO): monoatomic anion transmembrane transport
Cellular component (GO): mitochondrial outer membrane
Molecular function (GO): voltage-gated monoatomic anion channel activity
Source: RefSeq, a predicted model, not a curated record
GCCGCGGACACGGGCUGGGGCUCUGCUGGAGGUGGUAGUGCGCGUGCGCGGCGCUGUCUCCUUCACUUCGUCCUCAAACCCGGAGCAGCGGCGGAUACAAUGGCCAUACCUCCAUCAUAUACAGACCUUGGCAAAUCAGCCAGAGAUAUUUUCAACAAAGGCUAUGGCUUCGGUUUGGUAAAACUGGAAGUGAAAACCAAGUCACAGAGUGGAGUGGAAUUCACAACUUCCGGAUCUUCAAACACUGAGAGUGGGAAAGUGUCUGGCAGCUUGGAAACCAAGUACAAGUGGUCUGAAUAUGGCCUCAUGUUUACGGAGAAAUGGAACACCGAUAACACUUUGGGCACAGAAAUUGCAAUUGAAGAUCAGCUUGCCAAAGGUCUGAAGCUGACAUUUGACACCACCUUCUCGCCUAACACUGGCAAGAAGAGUGGCAGAGUGAAAACUGCCUACAAGCGUGAAUAUGUCAACCUGGGCUGUGAUGUGGAUUUUGAUUUUGCAGGCCCUGCCAUCCAUGCCUCAGCAGUAGCUGGCUAUGAGGGUUGGCUUGCUGGCUACCAAAUGUCUUUUGACACAGCCAAAUCAAAACUCACCCAGAACAACUUUGCUGUAGGCUACAAAACCGGAGAUUUCCAGCUACACACUAACGUGAAUGACGGUGCUGAAUUUGGUGGAUCAAUCUACCAGAAGGUGAGCGAUAGUCUGGAGACAGCAGUGAACCUAGCCUGGACCGCCGGCAACAACAGCACCCGCUUUGGCAUUGCUGCUAAAUACCAGCUCGACUCCACUGCUUCCAUUUCUGCAAAAGUCAACAACUCCAGCCUAAUUGGAAUAGGUUACAGCCAGGUUCUUAGGCCAGGGAUAAAGCUGACACUGAGCACCCUGAUUGAUGGGAAGGGUUUCAAUUCUGGUGGUCACAAACUUGGCCUGGGUCUUGAAUUGGAAGCUUAAGCUGAGAACCUCGGAUGAAAAGGGAUAUCAGAAGAAAGCAACGUUUGGCCGUGACAUGUAAUUCCAACUUGAGCAACAAGCUUUCCUGGAAAGAAAGAUUCAAACCAACCACAUACCUGUAUUUUUAGAACUUUUUGUUUCUGUUCUUUUAUGUGAAAUUUGCUUCUCUAGAAGGUAAUUCAGAAGUCGUAGAUCACUCUUAAUUUAAAAUGUAUUUUACUGUUACUACAGCAACCUAAAUAAUGGAAACACAAUACUGACAAGUGGUGACUGCAUGUUUCCUGAUUUAAUGUCUAUCUUGAGACGUUGUGCUACGUCAGUUCACCUGCAAUUGGAUAAAUUGAAAUUAUCCAAAUUACACUUGAAACAUUUUAUGGAUUCUGUGUAGCAAAAAUUCAAACUAUUUCCGGUAUCCUAAAUCCAUACAGUUGAUGCUGAAUGAUAAUAAAAAAAAUCAAAUACA